Molecule: messenger RNA, 5818 nt
Organism: Phragmites australis (common reed)
Lineage: Eukaryota; Viridiplantae; Streptophyta; Magnoliopsida; Poales; Poaceae
Product: formin-like protein 5
Exons: 18
Coding region: 363-5294 (1643 amino acids)
Source: RefSeq, a predicted model, not a curated record
GAUAGCGAAAGCGAGAAAAAAAAGAUGGGAAGAGUUAAAGCUAAGCGAGGAGGCCAGGUAGCAGUAAGAAGAAGAAGAGUCCCCAAUCCCACGGUGCCUCGAGCCCUCGACCGGCUCCGCUCGCACGCCCACCACCGCGCCUAGCUGUCGCGGCGCGGAUCCCGAGAUCCUCAGCGGCGCUUCGGCGGGACCACCCCGGAGCUCGGCGGCGGCGGCGGCGGGCGCACGCCCCAUGCCUUUGGCGCCCCGAUCGGAGCCGAUCGGUGGCCGCCUGAGACGUCAGAGCAGCUCGCCGGGAGCCGGAGAGGAGGAGGGGGUGUCUGCGGCGGCGGAGGAAGAGGAAGAGGAGGAGGGGGAGAAGGAUGGCGCUCUUCCGCAAGUUCUUCCUCAAGAAGACCCCUGAUCGGCUGCUCGAGAUCUCCGAGCGCGUCUACGUGUUUGACUGCUGCUUCUCAACCGAUUCCAUGGGUGAGGAUGAGUACCGGGAUUACUUGAGCGGCAUUGUUGCGCAGUUGCAGGAAUUUUUCCCAGACGCGUCAUUCAUGGUAUCCAAUUUCUGGUCUGGGGACAAGAGGAGCCGGAUUUCAGAUAUAUUAUCUGAGUAUGACAUGACAGUAAUGGACUACCCGCAACAAUACGAAGGAUGUCCAUUGCUUCAGCUUGAGAUGAUCCACCAUUUCUUGAAAUCGUGUGAAAAUUGGUUAUCAGUGGAAGGACAGCAUAACAUGCUUUUAAUGUAUUGUGAGAGAGGGGGAUGGCCAGUGCUCGCAUUCAUGUUGGCCGGACUGCUUUUGUAUCGGAAAACAUACACGGGUGAGCAGAAAACACUAGAGAUUGUCUACAAGCAGGCUCGCAGGGACUUUAUACAGCAAUUCUUUUCAUUGAAUCCUCAGCCUUCACAUCUGAGAUAUUUGCACUAUAUAACAAGACAAGGAAGUGGUUCAGAAUGGCCUCCAGUUAGCCGGCCCCUCAUCUUGGAUUCAGUAGUUCUCCAUAUUGUUCCAAGGUUUGAUGCCGAAGGGGGUUGUAGGCCAUAUUUGCGUGUACAUGGGCAAGACUCAGGUCCUGGUAACAAAAGUGCAAAGGUCCUUUUCGAGAUGCCAAAGACCAAGAAACAUCUUCAGCGUUAUGGGCAGGCAGAAGUCCCGGUAAAACUUAGUGCUUUCUGCCGUGUUCAAGGAGAUGUGGUACUUGAAUGCAUUCAUAUUGGCGAUAACCUUGAGCAUAAGGAAACAAUGUUUCGGGUCAUGUUCAACACUGCAUUCAUUCAAUCAAACAUCCUAGGAUUGAAUCGUGAUGACAUUGAUGUUGCUUGGAAUGUGAACAAUCAGUUUCCAAGGGACUUCCGAGCUGAGAUACUCUUUUCCGACCCUGAUACUUUCAAACCUGCUGCUACUGCCGAAGAGGUAGCUGAUGAUGGGGAUGAGACCGAUGUUGCUUCGGUAGAUACAGGAGAGGAGUUUUAUGAAGCAGAGGAGGAUUGGCAUGAUGCUAGAAGAGAUCCAGAAACUCAGUCAAUCGAUGGUAGAGUGUCAUUAGAUGAUGGCAUUGCAGAACUGGAUGGUGGCGCGGCAAAUGAAGAAAUAAGCAACCUAGAAAAGCACCAGACUGAUGAGGACGUGAAAAUUGUUAUCUCCCAGAAUUCAGGUAGCAUGACUGAAAAACGGCCAAGUGCACCUGCCUCAAGUUUUGAAAGCCCAGGAGGUUUGCAGCAGGGACAUGGGGUUCUUGCAAAAUCUAAAUUAAGUGACACAAAUGACCAUGAGAACAGUGAUGUGCAGGACAUACAGGUGGUUGCCACAUCUGUGGAUUCAGAGGGACACAGGUUUGGGUCCAUCUGUCAGAAGGAGGAUACUAAAGGUGUAAUUGCUCAAACUUUAGUCACAGCAGUAGACCCAAGUUGCAGUGAUGAAAUUCAAUGCCAGGUCAAUGAAGCCACAAAAAUCUCGAAAUACCAUGAUUUGGGCUACACUGCAUUCGGUGCUCCUUUAGGUUUGUCUUGUACAGAUGAGGAUACCCACUUGAGAACUAUGACUAAUGACAGGCUGAAGAAUGGUGAUAUCAAGAUUAUUACUGAGAACAUAAUAACCGUGGACAAUGAGCUGGUGAUCUAUGAAGAGAAAACCAUAGUUGACAAUGGCAACCUGAUACAUGAAGUAAAAAAUGUCGUCAACGAAAAGAGUGUUAUGUCUAAAAUAGACAGAGAUAUUAUUGGGAGUACAGAAACGGCCAAACCUUCUGAUACAGUCGAUGGCAAAUUGGAUCAAGGUAAAUUUAAGUCAGGCCUUGAAAAUACCAUAUCCACAAAGAAAACCAGUUUGCAUGACAGAAUUGUUGUGUUACCAGCCGCUGAAGUAGUAACUGAAAUUAAAACCAAGCGAGAGGGGCCUGGUGAUAAACAGGAUUUGGGCAUGGCUCUUCCUCAAAGAAGAACAAUAACCAGGGCUAAGAGUCCUAGGAUUGGAAAUGAUGACCGAGGGCAAAUUCCUGAUAAUGCUGUGUCUAAUGUGUUGAAGAAGAUCGGCAAUGCAACCCAGCCAGUCUUAUUGGAAACACGGCUUGGACAUGGCGAACAAUCAGAAGAGCAGUCAAAUCUUGCCAAACCAAAAACAAUACGCAGAUGGAUCUCACCAAAGAAGGAAUCUGAUGCGACCUCUGUGCAUAGGCCGUCUCAUCCUCCGUCCAGAUAUUACAGUUCACCAGCUGCACUAGCUAUUCUAUCCAAGUCUACAGAUGGCAAAACCAGUGUUGUGAACAACGCAUCUCUAGUAUCACUGAGAGAACCAAAUGGUAAUCACUUAACACAAGCAACAAUAUCUGCACUGUCUGCUCCAUCGCCUCCACAACAACCCUUGUUGCCAGGUGCACAAACUGCAUCAAGAAGCCAAGCUCCAAAUCAUCCACCGCCGCCUCCUCCUCCUCCACCACCUCCUCUAUCUAACUCCUUUUCAAGUUCCAUGUCUUUGUACAGGGGGCCAGCUUCAACUGGCUUGUCAAACAUACCUCAAUCUAACCCUCCUCCACCCCCACCCCCACCCCCACCCCCGAGGUCAGGUAUAAGUGGAAAUGCUCCUCCUCCACCACCUCAGCCAAGGUUAAAUGGUACUGUCACCACUCUACUUCCCCCUCCACCUCCACCACCACAACCGCCUCCAAGGUUAAAUAACAAUGCAGUUGCUCCACCACCACCACCGCCACCACCACCUCCGCCACCACCAAAACUGAGUUCAAGUGUUCCAUCCCCACCCCGACCUCCUCCACCCCCAUCUUCCAUAACACGUUCAAGCGCUCCUCCUCCGCCACCACCACCACCAAUGGCACAUUCUGCUCCUCCUCCACCACCACCGCCACCAUUCUUGCGUUCUAAUGCUCCAUCACCACCUCCGCCGCCGCCACCCUCUCUUCCAUUGACACGUUCUGGUCCACCUCCGCCACCACCACCUCCAGCGUCCUAUAGUGCUCCUCCUCCACCACCUCCUCCAAUGACAUGUUCAGCAGCACCACCUCCCCCACCCCCUCCACCUGGCAGAGGAGCACCCCCACCCCCACCUCCUCCCCCUGGUGCUCAUCCAGGCCCACCACCCCCUCCAGGUGCUCGUCCAGGCCCUCCACCUCCUCCACCACCCCCUCUAGGUGCACGUCCAGGCCCUCCACCUCCCCCACCCCCUCCAGGUGCACGUACAGGUCCACCACCUCCUCCAGGUCCGCGGCCAGGAGCUCCACCCCCUCCACCUCCUCCAGGUCCGCGGCCAGGAGCUCCACCUCCCCCAACCCCGCCUGGAGGUGGUGGGAGAGCACCUCCACCACCGCCUGCACCAGGAGGACGGCUUGGUGGCCCUCCUCCUCCUCCUCCUCCAGGUGGACGUGCACCAGGUGCACCAGUUCCACCCAGAGCACCAUGUGUGCCACCAGCACCAGGAAGCAAUCUCUCAUUGGGUAGAGGGCGUGGGGCUGUACGCCCUCCAGGAUCAGGUUACGGGGCUGCUGCUUCACGCAAGUCAACACUGAAGCCAUUGCAUUGGGUCAAAGUAACAAGGGCUCUGCAAGGUAGUCUAUGGGAAGAAUUGCAGCACAAUGAUGACUCGCAUAGUGUUUCAGAGUUUGAUUUAUCGGAACUUGAGAGCCUUUUUCCAGCAGCCGUUCCAAAAUCUGACAACAGCUCAAAAUCUGAACGUAGAAAAUCGCUUGGAUCAAAACCAGAAAAAGUUCACCUGAUUGAGUUGAGGAGGGCAAACAACACAGAGAUCAUGCUGACAAAAGUAAAGAUGCCACUCUCGGAUUUGGUGAGUGCGGCUCUGGCACUGGAUCGAUCUACCUUGGAUGUCGAUCAAGUGGAGAAUCUCAUAAAGUUCUGUCCUACGAAAGAAGAAAUGGAACUUCUCAAGAAUUACACCGGAGACAAGGAAAAUCUUGGGAAGUGUGAACAGUUCUUCUUAGAAUUGAUGAAAGUGCCACGAAUGGAGUCAAAACUACGAGUGUUCUCCUUCAAGAUCCAGUUUGGUUCACAAGUUACAGAUCUUAGAAAAAGCUUGAAUGUCAUAGACUCUUCUUGUAACGAGAUCCGAACUUCUCUAAAGUUGAAAGAGAUAAUGAAGAAAAUCCUUCUUCUUGGGAAUACGCUGAACCAGGGAACUGCCAGAGGUUCUGCGGUUGGCUUCCGGUUGGACAGUCUUCUAAAACUUACAGAUACCCGGGCAACAAAUAAUAAGAUGACACUAAUGCACUACCUCUGCAAGGUACUUGCUGCAAAAUCUCCACAGCUUUUAAACUUCUAUGUGGAUCUUGUUAGUUUAGAUGCUGCAUCAAAGAUACAACUAAAAAUGUUGGCAGAGGAAAUGCAAGCGGUUAGUAAAGGGCUGGAAAAGGUUCAGCUGGAGUAUGAUGCUUCAGAAAGGGAUGGUCCAAUAUCAGAAAUUUUUCGUGAGAAAUUGAAAGAGUUCACCGACAAUGCUGGAUCUGAUGUUCAGUUGUUGUCUUCAUUGUUUUCUGAAGUGGGAAAAAAGGCUGACACACUGAUUAAGUAUUUUGGUGAGGAUCCUGUCCGUUGCCCCUUUGAACAAGUUAUCUCUACCCUCUUAACAUUCGUAACAACAUUUCGAAAAGCACACGAGGAGAACCUCAAGCAAGCUGAGCUUGAGAGGAAAAAGGCUGAAAAAGAAGCAGAAGCAGAGAAGUCUAAAAGUGCACAAGUAACUAGUAAAAAUAACUCUAAACCAUCAAAUCCGAGCCGGCAAGCAAAACAAACUUUAGAGAGGACAAGGUCUACAAGCAGACCAGGAAGAGAUGUUGGAUGAUCCCGGAUGGCCAGCUCUUCUGCUGUGCUUCUGAUCUGCUUUCGGGGCAAAUCGAUGCCCACUCUUGUCCGGCAAGAAAAGUUUUGUGAAUGGAUGCUGGCAUCAAUGAGUGCAGCGUGAUUGCAUCGUAGCAACUGUACAGGACGCCCUCUGCGGUCUCUAUGUCUAAGGCCGACCCCGUUUUUCCUCGUCGGCCAGCAGGAUCCAGUGCCAACUUCUGACUGCUGUAAAGAGCUAACAGUGAAGCUAACUUGAUUCUUUCUUUUGUCAUUUUGUGUUGUCCAUUCUUUCUAACACCGGUGGCCAAGUACAGCCAUGGCUUCAAGAAAGUACAGCCUGGUGCGAAGGUGGAAAAUUGUAAACAUAGGAAUUAGGGAAAAAGGGUACGGAGAUAAUCUGAGGGCAAAUAAUGCCAGAGGUAAAUAUGAGAUGUAAACUCGCGCGUAGUUUAGUAAUAAAAUUUUUGUAGUGUAUGUAUCAUCUCUUCUCUAUGAUGCAGUGAAUGCAUCACCAUCUUCUCUACC